Messenger RNA from Sorex araneus (European shrew), 4371 nucleotides. It is a transcript of the gene CCDC9B, whose product is annotated as coiled-coil domain containing 9B. NCBI's taxonomy places the organism in Eukaryota, Metazoa, Chordata, Mammalia, Eulipotyphla, Soricidae. The transcript has 11 exons. The record is from RefSeq and is a predicted model, not a curated record. Bases 94 to 1524 code for a protein of 476 amino acids.
GAGGCCACGGAGGCCCGACUCCGGCUCCGGCUCCGGCUCCCUCGGUCUCUGGCUCCCCUGGGGCUGCCCUGGAACUCUCUGGUGCCGCCCGCCAUGCACUCGGCUGGGCCCCAGCGGGCCGAGUCCCACUUGAGCAAGCAACAGGAGAAGGAUGCGGAGCUGGACCGGAGGAUAGCUGCCCUCCGCAAGAAGAACCAGGCCCUGCUCCGCAGGUACCAGGAGAUCCAGGAAGACCAGAGGCUGGCAGAGCAGGGGGGUACAGCUGGGCCACCCACUGAGCAGCUCCAGCCCGAUGGCCUCACCAUCACCGUCAGCCAGGGGAAGCGGGUGGUCAGCCGGAACUGGGUGCGCCGCCUGCCCGGACCAGGAGUGGCUGAGGACAGUCUGGAGGAUGAUGAGGCCGCGGGUCCAGCAGGGGCUUUCUGCCUGGGGGAGCGGGUGGAGCUGGCGGUGACUAUGGAGAACAAAGCCAAGGCCAAGCGGAUUGUCAGUGAGAAGCCCCCGGGAGCCCGGAGCCAGACUCAGACAGCCAACAGCUCAGCCUCUGCCCGGAAGGCUGCUCGGGAGGCCCGGGGUCCAGGCCAGGGCACGAGCCCAGGCCCCGGCAGGAGCCCCCCGGAGGUGGGCUGGGACUACGCCCAGUGGAAGCAGGAGCGGGAGCAGAUCGACCAGGCACGCCUGGCACGGCACAGGGAUGCACACGGGGAAUGGCGCCGCCCGUGGGAUCUGGAUAAGGCCGCGCCCAUGCCACAGCACUUCAGCAAGCCUCGGGAAGAGGGCCUGGCCAGGGCAGGCAGCGCCAGGGGUCCUAGGAGCCCCCGAAAACUUCAGCCCUCACUAUCGCCCCCUGGUGGCAAAGGUGGUACUCCUCGGGGUGGGCAAGCCAGCAGACCCUCUGGGGCACCAGCCCCCCGCAGCAAGGCCUGGGGGAUGGAAAGGCUGACGGGCAGGGCCCGAAGGUGGGACGCGAAGGAAGACAAGGAGCCCGAGAGCCAGGAGGGAGGCCAGAGCAGAAACUCGGCGGAUGAGAAGGCCAAGCCUCAGAAGCCGGGGGCGCCCAUGGGGCCCAAGCCAGGCAGCGCCCCCAGCCCCUGCCCGGCCUCCCCAGAGGGGCCGAAGGAGGAGUCAGCAGCCUCGCCGGCCACUGCAGUCCCUCCCUCGCCACCACACACUGACUUGGCUCCCCUCGACCUUUCUUUGGGAGGGGCCAGUAGCCUUGGGUCCAGGGAGGGCAUGAGUGUGCUUGGCCCCAAGUCGGGGGCCCAGGAGAGCCCCGGGGCCCAGCCUGGGGGUUCUGAGCAGCCCUCUGUGUCGCUCGGUGCCCAGACCGGGCCUGAAGUCCAAACUUGCUCUGAGUCACCAAGAGGAUCGGGGCCCCCUGAGACCAGAUUGGACAGCAAGGCUGAGGCCCAGCAGGGCCUGGCACCCCGAAACCGGCCCUCCAGAGGGUCUGGGCAAAGGACAAGGGGCACAGAAGGUGGGAGGAGCAGGACGGGAGGUCCUGGCCACGCAGGGAGGUGCUGAGCAAGCUGCGAGGGGGAGGAGGAGGGAAGAACAGUCUGGAGCUGUCUGCGUGAGGGGCGGCUGGUGGCGGCAGGGCGGCUGAGCGGUACACAGGCUCCCUGGGAGAGGGACACAGUGAAGGCCAGGAGCGGGCCCGCCCGGCACCUCCCGGGCACGUCCGCGUGCAGGCCCAGCCCCUGGUCUAUUCCCGGCCACAGCUGCUCUCUGAGGCUGCCCGGGACACGGCCCUCCUGCCCUGCAUCCAGUGGCCUCUCUCUGCAGCUGCUCAGGUGCGGGCAGCCGCAGCAGCGGGCAUGGCCGGCAGAGGCCAGCCCCGUUCCCACGCCCCUGCCUUGCACCCAGGUGACUCACAGUCCGAGUCACAGGGAGGCCAAACCAGGGCGUCACGGCAACCGGCUGGCAGCCUCUGCCUUUUGGAGAGACAAACUGAUUCCCAGAGAGAGGGCGGCCCCACAGCUGGCAGGGACAGAGCCGGGGACUGGGCAGCAGAAAUCAGGUUCUUUCGGCAGGAGAGGGUUCAGGAAAGGCGCCCCCUCUCAAAUGGGCUGGGGGGGCUGCCCCAGGGACCCCCUUUGUGUCCAGGUCAGACAGCAGCGCGCCCUGGGCUGAGCAAGUGAGUGGGGCCCCUGCUGCCCUGGGUGCCUCCUGUCCUCUCCCCGUGCCCCUCCUCUCUGCACCAGGGCGUGGGGGCUCGGUGAAACCCAGGCCUCUGCCAAAGCGGGGAGACAGAGGGAGCAGCAGCCCCGGGAGCUAAGGCCUCGGGGUGCUCCUUGCUCGGUCUCCCGUUCCUGUCCCUCCGCGGAGGCCCACGUCUGGUGAAUGAUCCGGACUCCGCACAAGCUGUGGCUGCCUUUCAAUUCAACAAACAUUUCCUGCGCGCCCACUCCCAGCAAUGCAGCCGGUGGGCGAUGGUGCUGCGCCAGCUGGGGGUGGGAAGGAAGCAGGGAGCCGGGGGAGCCAGGCUGCGUGGCAGGCACGGAUCCUGGCGCCAGGGCCUGACCGGGGCUGGGGAAGGGAGGAGCCCGGGGCACUGCCCCACCGCCUGCUGGCAAAGGCCUGCAUCGCCUUUUUCUAGUCACGCGUGGCUCCUGCCGGGAUCUUCCCAUGAGGCAGCCCCUGCCCCCUGCCAUUAUUGCUCCUUUCUGAUCAGGCCUUGGCCUCGCCGGCCCCUCUGGGCUCUCGAGAGUGUACCCAGAUUCUUCUCAAGGUUUCCCCACUGUCCCACGGGCCUAAAUCAAGGGUCACAGUGGGACUUUCCCACUCUCCUGCGCUUCACCCCGCACCCCUCUGCUUGGGAAGGACUGGGGGCUCACUCCCGCCGUCCAGGCCUACGGGAGGGAUGCUUCACACACCAGGGCGUGCAGAGCAGUGAGCUAAUGAGAGCAGGGCCAUGUGGGCCUGAGGAUUUGUGUUGCCGAGAGGCUCCAGGCGAGGCUGAGGUGACGGGAUCAUCAACUACACUUUGAGUGUUUGGACUAGGGCACAGCAGGGCUAGGGGUGGUGACGCGUCUCCACCAGGGCUGCUCUGGAGGGUGGGGACAGGCUACUGGCAUCUAAGGCAUCCUCACCCAUGGGGCUGGGGGACUGCCUGCUUCUGCAGUGGAAAGCUGGCCAGGCAGGGGUGAGGAGAAGGAGAGACUGUGAAGGGGCAUUGCUGAGAGGGCUUGGUGACUGGGGCUGGGUGAGGGGGAGACAUGACCCUGAGGCAUGACUAGACGGGCGUGGAAGAGUCCAAGCUGGCCGUCUUCUUUCUUCCGUCUUGGAACCAUAACCCCCAGAGCAGUGGCUGUGAGACGGCAGGUUCCAGGCGUCAAGAAUCAUCGUGAUCGGGAACCAAAACGCUAAGGGCUGAGAGGAAGUACAGGCAGGAAGGUGCAUGUAGUCAGUCUGGUUCCAUCCCCAACAGGAUCCCCCAAGCACUGCGAGGAAUGAUCCCUGGAACCAGAAAUAACCCUAAGCAGCACCAGGUGUGACCCACCUGACCCCACUUCACAGAACAAAAAUUCAUAUUCUAAGAUUUCCACAACCCCCCACCCCCAGCCCUGAUGGUGCCAAGGGUACGAAAUGUCAUGAAAGGGCACGUACUGAGGCGGGUUUGGCUGCGGGCUGGUGCCAGGCUGGUUGUCCCUGAGGAGCACGAGAGAAAGUGGGACAGAGGGCUAAGGGGAAACAGGGCUUCCCUCCCACAGCAGUAGGAGGAAGGACGCCACGGGAGGAGCAAGGGGAGCCCGGCACCGGGCAGCUUCUCUGUGGAAGACGAGUACAAGGCAAAGACUCCUGACUUCCAUGCAAAAAUGGGGUGAACCAGCAAACAUGGCAGCCACCCCUCCUGCUCCCUGGUGGGUCCAGUGAGGGACCCGAGGACAGGCUAGAUGUCCCUCGACCAGUCCUGGGGUCAUGCAAGCCUGAUGCUGGUGCUCCCGGCCCCUUGUUUAAAGACCUGACUGGGGACCUCCCCAUGGAUGUCCUGUGCUCCCUCCCAUAGGCAAGGGUGAUCCUGAGAGGGAGAUACUCAUGAGACAAUGUUCCCAAACCGCGGCCACAGAGAGAGGGCACAAGGGCACAAGUGGAACUGCAGACAUCUCCAGCCUGGCCUUAGAGAAGGGUGUGCAUUUGGCAGCAUGGCAGCAAAGGGGACAACAGGCUUUGGUGGCUAACAGUCUGAACCAGAACCCUAGAUCUGCAAAGUGCUAAGCAAGGGGACUUUGAUCUAUUUGAACCUCCCUGAGCCUCAGUUUUCUUAUCUGAGAAAGGGGGCCAGGGAUCUGAACCUUGAAGGGUUGCUGAGAAAGUAGUGGAGCGAGCAAAACUCAGACCACAGAAGCUUAGUUUCCGUGGGCCAGCAGC